Messenger RNA from Lathyrus oleraceus (garden pea), 1498 nucleotides. RefSeq names its product linoleate 9S-lipoxygenase. Gene Ontology annotation, molecular function: oxidoreductase activity, acting on single donors with incorporation of molecular oxygen, incorporation of two atoms of oxygen; metal ion binding. The record is from RefSeq and is a predicted model, not a curated record. The annotation marks the transcript as partial. The transcript has 3 exons. Gene Ontology annotation, biological process: lipid oxidation. Lineage: Eukaryota; Viridiplantae; Streptophyta; Magnoliopsida; Fabales; Fabaceae.
AUUGAGCUUGGAUAUCCAUUUUUAAGGAAAAUAAAUGCAACUGAUACAAAGACAUAUGCCACUAGAACCAUCAUUUUCUUGCAAAAUGAUGGAACUUUGAAGCCAUUGGCCAUUGAGCUAAGUAAGCCACAUCCUCAAGCUGAUAGUUUUGGUCCUGUUAGUAAAGUUUACAUGCCUGUAAGCGAAGGUGUUGAAGCUUCAAUUUGGUUCCUUGCCAAGGCUUUCGUUGUUGUAAAUGACGCCACCCAUCACCAACUUUGUAGCCAAUGGUUGAACACUCACGCUGUUGUUGAGCCAUUCAUCAUAGCAACAAAUAGACAUCUCAGUGUGGUUCACCCUAUUCAUAAACUUUUGCUUCCACAUUACCGUGACACAAUGAACAUCAAUGUACUUGCUAGAAAUGUGUUGGUCAAUGCAGAGGGUAUUAUAGAAUCAACAUUCUUGGGUGGAGCAUAUUUUGUGGAAAUGUCUUCUUUUGUAUACAAAGAUUGGGUUUUCACUGAGCAAGGAUUGCAUCAUGAUCUACUCAAAAGGGGAGUGGCUGUUGAAGAUCCAACUUCACCGCAGUGUCUUCAUCUUCUGAUAGAGGAUUACCCUUAUGCUGUUGAUGGGCUAGAUAUAUGGGUUGCUAUUAAGUUAUGGGUUGAAGAAUAUGUGAACUUCUACUACAAGUCAGAUGCUGCUAUUGUGCAAGAUUCUGAACUCCAAGCAUUCUGGAAAGAAGUUGUUGAGGUGGGUCAUGGUGACUUGAAGAAUGCAACAUGGUGGUUUAAGAUGCAAAACCGUGUAGAGUUGAUUGAAGCUUGCGCCAUCCUCAUAUGGAUAGCUUCGGCACUUCAUGCCGCUGUUAAUUUUGGACAAUAUCCAUAUGGAGGAUACAUCCUUAAUCGGCCAACUAAAAGUAGAAGAUUAAUGCCUGAAAAAGGGUCUGCUGAAUAUGAUGAGGUUUCUAAGAAUUUUCAGAAGGCGUAUUUGAAAACAAUCACACCAAAAAAUGAUGCCCUUACUGACCUAACAAUCUUAGAGGUCUUGUCAAGGCAUGCUUCGGAUGAGCAGUACCUUGGACAGAGAAAUGAAGGUGAACUUUGGACUUCUGAUUCACUGCCAUUAGAGUCAUUCAAGAGGUUUGGAAGGAAGUUAGCUGAAAUUGAGCAAAAGCUCAUUGGAAGGAACAAUGAUGAGUCGUUGAGGAAUCGAUAUGGGCCAGUGAAGAUGCCUUACACAUUGCUCUAUCCUUCUAGCGAGGAAGGAUUGACUUGCAGAGGCAUUCCCAAUAGUAUCUCUAUCUAAAGAGAUUAAUAUGAUUUGGUGUGUUGCGUUGUUGUUCUGAAUAAAAUAUAAGGAGUAAUCAAAUUCCCCCCGUUAUGGUGAUCAUGUUAUUUUUUUUUGUUGGUUUGUCUGUUUGCUCUUGUGUUUUAUUUUAAUGAAUGAGAUAUACUUUAGAUGUUUGUACCUCUUGUAUUUAUUAUGUUUUUUUAAUGAUUUCAUGAAUUUUUAA